UCGAGCAUGUGUCCAUGCUGGUCAUCCUCCUCAACUGCGUCACCCUGGGGAUGUUCCAGCCCUGCGAAGACGUGGCCUGCCUGUCCGAGUGGUGUCGCAUACUCCAGGUUUUGGAUGACUGUAUAUUUGCCUUCUUUGCGGUGGAAAUGAUCAUCAAGAUGGUGGCCCUGGGGAUUUUUGGCAGCAAUUGUUACCUUGGCGACAAGUGGAACCAGCUGGACUUUGUCAUCGUCAUGGCGGGGGUGUUGGAGUACUCGCUGGAUGGACAGAAUGCCAGCUUCUCAGCCAUCCGCACAGUCCGAGUUCUCCGGCCUCUGCGGGCCAUCAACAGAGUACCAAGUAUGAGAAUCUUGGUGACGCUGCUGUUGGACACGCUUCCAAUGCUGGGAAAUGUCCUCCUCCUCUGCUUCUUUGUCUUUUUCAUCUUCGGGAUUGUUGGAGUGCAGCUGUGGGCGGGGCUACUGAGAAACCGCUGUUUUCUCGGAGAGGACAUCAGGAAAAUAUACAACCUGUCCAUCAGUCCCUACUACAUGUCGGAGGACGGCGAGGACAGCCCCUUCAUCUGCUCGGCAGCUCGCGAGAACGGGAUGCUGCGGUGCCACGACGUCCCGCCCUCCGCGGAGGCCAAGGUCGAGUGUUCGCUGCCGGCGUCUCGGCAGAGUCCGCCCCCUGCUGUGGGAGGGGGCAGCGUCAAUGGGUGUGUUAAUUGGAACCAGUAUUACAACGUGUGUCGCCCGGGGGACUUCAACCCGCACAAAGGAGCCGUCAACUUUGACAACAUCGGAUAUGCUUGGAUCGCUAUUUUCCAGGUCAUCACGCUGGAAGGAUGGGUGGAUAUCAUGUACUAUGUCAUGGAUGCUCAUUCCUUCUACAAUUUUGUAUAUUUUAUACUGCUCAUUAUUGUGGGCUCCUUCUUCAUGAUCAACUUGUGCCUGGUGGUCAUCGCCACCCAGUUCUCUGAGACCAAGCAGCGCGAGAACGCCCUGAUGCGGGAGCAGCGCGCUCGCUACAUGUCCAACGACUCCACGCUGGCCAGCUACAGCGAGCCGGGCUCGUGCUACGAGGAGAUGCUGCGCUACAUCAGUCACCUGUAUCGCAAGCUCACGCGCCGGCUGCAGAGGGUGUACUCCAGCUGGCACAGUAAACGUCGUAAAAAGGUGAACCCUAACGGCAAUGGCGGAGGCGGUACCGCUGGAGGUAACGGACACGGCCCCGGCUCCAGCAGAGGCCCAGGUAGCGCUCGGUGGUUGAGACCCAUCCACAACCUGUUGCAACACCAUCAGCACCACCACUGCCGGCUCACCAACGGCGGCCAGCACGCCAUGGGCACCACUAGCGCCGAAUACUCGGGAGGAGAAGGAGUCGCCGGAGGAGCGGAGGAGCUGGAGAUGAAGUCGCUCCCUGUCGGUCAAAGGAGUUCUAACGGGAACAGCGGCGGUCAGUCGGUGGUCAGCCAAGGCAUGGGGGCCUUGCUGAGGAGACUGAACGGUGGCAUGAACUACCCCACCAUCCUGCCGUCCUUCGUCUGCAGCUACAGCAGCAAGACGCCGCCGCCUCACUCCCAGCAGGGGGGGCACAGUCCGGAGCCGCAUCCGCCGAACCACCCCGCUUCAGAACACGCUGACAAACUGACCCAGCUCUACCAGCUCGUAGGACAACACAGUCACCAGAGUGUGCUGUACCAGCUGGCGGGUGUGGUGCCCAGUCCUCUGCUCCUGGAGCUGCUGGGCUGCCCCCUGUGUGCCCGCAGCCUGGAGACCUUGGAGCUGGAGCUGGGGGACCUGGAGGGCGGCAAGGGAGAGGCUGAUGGACUGUACGACUUCCCCCAGGGGGGAGACCUGAGAUGCGGGCGAGGUCGCGGCAGACGGCGAGCGGCCGGAGAGUACAAGAACGGAGUCCUUCGGGCUUGGAUGAACUUCAGGGAGAGACUGAAGCGGAUCGUGGAGAGCAAAUACUUCAACAGAGGGAUCAUGAUCGCCAUCCUGGUGAACACUCUCAGCAUGGGGAUAGAGUACCAUCAGCAGCCAGAGGAGUUGACGGACGUGCUGGAGAUCAGCAACAUCGUCUUCACCAGUAUGUUCGUCUUGGAGAUGGGCUUCAUGCUGCUGGCGUUCGGCCUGUUUGGAUACAUCAAGAACCCUUACAACAUCUUUGACAGCAUCAUCGUCAUAAUCAGCGUGUGGGAGAUCAUCGGUCAAAACAAUGGCGGGCUGUCGGUCCUGCGUACGUUCCGUCUCCUUCGGGUGCUGAAGCUGGUCCGCUUCCUUCCCGCCCUGAGGAGACAACUGGUGGUCUUGAUGAAGACCAUGGACAACGUGGCAACCUUCUGCAUGCUGCUGAUGCUUUUCAUCUUCACCUUCAGCAUACUGGGCAUGCAUCUGUUUGGCUGCAAGUUCAGCAUCCAGACAGAAAACGGAGACACCAUCCCUGACCGCAAGAACUUUGACACUCUUCUAUGGGCCAUCGUCACCGUGUUUCAGAGAAGUGCUGAAGAAGCAUUCAUGCAGGCUCGCAUCACCAACACUGUCCCAGUUUUAGACGCUUUUAUCGCAGCCAUUGCUGACCUUGCUCGCCAUCCCGGCGCGGUGGGAAAGUUGGAGAUGUGA
Entelurus aequoreus (snake pipefish) is the source of this 2606-nucleotide messenger RNA. Its product is annotated as voltage-dependent T-type calcium channel subunit alpha-1H-like. Gene Ontology annotation, molecular function: voltage-gated sodium channel activity; low voltage-gated calcium channel activity. Gene Ontology annotation, cellular component: plasma membrane; voltage-gated sodium channel complex; neuron projection. Gene Ontology annotation, biological process: positive regulation of calcium ion-dependent exocytosis; calcium ion transmembrane transport; calcium ion import. NCBI's taxonomy places the organism in Eukaryota, Metazoa, Chordata, Actinopteri, Syngnathiformes, Syngnathidae. The record is from RefSeq and is a predicted model, not a curated record. Bases 15 to 2606 code for a protein of 863 amino acids. The transcript is spliced from 15 exons.